Molecule: messenger RNA, 1666 nt
Organism: Lathyrus oleraceus (garden pea)
Lineage: Eukaryota; Viridiplantae; Streptophyta; Magnoliopsida; Fabales; Fabaceae
Product: zinc finger BED domain-containing protein RICESLEEPER 2-like
Exons: 2
Coding region: 23-1018 (331 amino acids)
Molecular function (GO): DNA binding; protein dimerization activity
Source: RefSeq, a predicted model, not a curated record
UAGGUGGAAUUCCACAUAUAUUAUGCUUGAAAGUGCAUUGAAGUUUCAAAAGGCAUUUAAGAGAUUGAGUGAGAAGUGUGCUGAUUUUGUGCUGAUGAAAGAUGGUAUUCCUAAUAAAGAGGAUUGGGAUAAUGCAAAAUGCUUUGUUAAUUUUUUGAAAAUAUUUUUUGAUAUCACAAAGAAGGUUUCAGGUAGUACUUUUGUGACCUCUUCUCAAUAUUUUAAUGAGCAUAUUAAGAUAUUGACUACCUUGAACGGGUGGAUAGAAUUAAAAAGUUCAGACAACUUGCUUGGAAUUAUGGCUGAAAAUAUGAAAGUUAAGUAUGAUAAAUAUUGGGGUAAGGUUGAAAAAAUGAAUAUGUUGAUCUUUGUUGCUGUUGUGCUUGAUCCUCGACAUAAGAUGCAGUUUGUUAGGUGGGGAUUGAACAGGGCAUAUCCAAAUGAUGUUGCUGUAUCUUUGUAUAAAAAAACGGAGGAGACAUUAAAUAAAAUAUUUGAGAGUUAUAGGCUUUUCCUUGGUAACGGUCAAACUGAAAAUGUUACACAUUCCACUCAAGAAGUAGAGUUGGUAAAACUUAAAGCACCAGAGGAUGCAUUUGCUUUAGAGGUUGAGAUGGACAUGAAUCUUAAUGAGAGCAUGCAGAAAAAUGAAUUGGAUUUGUAUCUCAUGGAGAAUUUGGAGAAGAAAGGUCCUGGUUUUGAUAUCUUGAAUUGGUGGAAGGUGAAUUCCAACAAGUAUCCUAUUCUUGGUCAAAUGGCUAGAGAUAUAUUGGCCAUUCCUGUAUCUACUGUAGCUUCAGAGUCUGCCUUCUCUACCGGAGGUAGAGUGCUUACUUGCUAUAGAAGUUCUCUUACGCCAAAAACAGUUGAAGCUUUAAUUUGUACACAAAAUUGGUGUAAAUCUUCCCCGGUGUCGGUGGAUAUUGAAGAGCUUGUGGAUGAGUUAGAAAAUCUGGAAUUAGAACUUGCUCCAAUCCCACAAUUGAAUGAAGGUGUAUCUGAUAUAGACUCUGAUUAGCUUUUGAUAUCUGAAAGAAUUGGGUAGAUUGUGAAGCUGGAGCAAUUGCAGGAUAAUUAUUGUGAAGCUGGAGCAAUUUCAGGAUAAUUAGAAAAUUUUAGAUUUGUCUAUCAAUGUUGCAGGCUGUGAUUUUGAAACUAUCAAUUAUGCUGUCAUUGAUAUUUUUCUUGAAGUUUUAUUAUUAUAUUCACUUUAAUGCAGCUUUGGUAUGUUACUGUCAUAUAUAUUUGUCAUAUAUUUAAUUUAUAUUACAAGUCUCCCUAUAAGCACUAAGUAAGCAGGUCUCCAUAUAAAAUAUUUAUUACAGCAAUGUCUAUUUCGUUGGGAUAGAUAUUGUCCAUAUAUUAUAAUGAAUCUUUGCAACAAUGACAUCAAAUAGCCAUAUAAUAUGAAAAUUAGAUAUUGUCUUAGUAGACGUUGGUGGCAUAAUUGUAACUGGUAUUGAAAUAUAUUCGUUUUAAAUUUCACAGUGUUGAUUUAAAAACCGAAUAAAACCGAUUCAACCGAACCGAAGUAAACCGUAUAAAUUGGAUUGGAUUGGAUUGGAUUUUUCUUGUUGUCAUCCAAAAACCGAACCAAACCGUAUGCUUUAUAUAUUUUGGAUCGGAUGAUAUUUUGUCUCAAAACCGAUCCAAACCGGACCGUGAA